AUGGUUGUCGAUACCACAUACUACGAGGCCCUCGGUGUCAAACCCGACGCAUCGGAGUUAGAAAUCAAGAAAGCAUAUAGAAAAUUAGCUAUUAUCACUCAUCCAGAUAAGAAUCCUGGCGAUGACACGGCGCACGAGAAAUUCCAAGCUAUCGGCGAGGCAUAUCAGGUCCUUAGUAAUGAGGAUUUGCGCAAACGGUAUGAUAAAUUUGGAAAGGAUUCCGCACAACCUGGGGAAGGGUUUGCGGAUCCGGCAGAGUUCUUUGGCACAAUUUUUGGAGGGGAGGCGUUUGUGGAUCUCAUUGGAGAAAUUACGUUGAUGAAGGAUUUGACAAAGACUAUGGAUAUUACCAUGCAGGAAGGUGCAGAAGAAGAAGAAGAAUUCCCAGGGACUGAAGCAGCCAAACGGGAGAGUAUGACCGCAGAGAAUGAAAAAGCUGGACCAUCGGCGGCUGCUGCAGACGGUACAGCUAAACAUGUACCCUCCGCGUCUGUAUCUGACGCUACAGAUUCUCCUGCUCCUCCAUACUCGGAGAAACCACCAGUUGCCCCCAGCCCUGCUGGAUCAGGAACAUCAACCCCUAGACGUACUACUCAAAUUCCUCUCCGACCGGCCAUCAUGAACCAAACAGAAGAGGAGGCUCAAAUGGCUGCUGCAGGACUCACAGAGGAGGAGAAGGAGUUGAGGAAGAGAGAGAAGAAGAAGGGCGGUCUCUCAAAGGCCCAACGUGAAGAACUAGCUGCUUAUGAGAGGGAACGUGCCGCGGCUCGUAAAGAACGAGUCGACACAUUAGCAAAGAAGUUGGUAGAUCGUAUUAGCGUAUGGACAGAGACAGACAAGGGACCAGAUGUUACCAGAGCAUUCCAAGAGAAGACACGACUCGAGGUAGAGAACCUCAAGAUGGAAUCUUUUGGUCUGGAUAUUCUUCAUGCGAUCGGUCAAACUUAUCUCCAAAAAGCCACCGGACUUCUCAAAUCUCAGAAAUUCUUAGGUAUCGGCGGGUUUUUCUCCAGAUUAAAGGAUAAGGGAACUAUCGCAAAGGAAACCUGGAAUACAAUCUCUAGCGCUAUCGAUGCGCAAAUGACCAUGGAGGAAAUGGCCAAAAUGGAAGAGAAAGGCGGCGAGGAUUGGACUGAUGAGAAGAAAGUUGAAUAUGAGCGUCGCGUGACCGGAAAGAUCCUUACAGCUGCAUGGCGCGGAAGUAAAUUUGAGAUUCAAGGUGUUCUCAGAGACGUUUGUGAUGAGAUUCUGAACGACAAGAAGGUUCCCAUGUCAAAGAGACUCGAGCGCGCUCAAGCUUUAGUUAUUUCGGGUGAAAUUUACUCCAAGGCUCAACGCAACCCAGAAGAAGAAGGCGAUUACAUGGCAUUCGAACAAUUGGUCGCUGAAGCAGCUGCGAAGAAAGAGAACAAGAAAAAGGGAAAGGAUAAGAGGGAACAUGGUCAUCAUCACUCACACCACUCGGACGCACAAGCUGCCGCUGAUGAUUUACCUAAUGUUCCUAAAGCUUAG
Messenger RNA from Sclerotinia sclerotiorum 1980 UF-70, 1512 nucleotides. RefSeq lists its product as hypothetical. Gene Ontology annotation, cellular component: cytosol. NCBI's taxonomy places the organism in Eukaryota, Fungi, Ascomycota, Leotiomycetes, Helotiales, Sclerotiniaceae. The coding region runs from base 1 to 1512 and encodes 503 amino acids. Gene Ontology annotation, biological process: protein import into peroxisome matrix. The record is from RefSeq and is a predicted model, not a curated record. The transcript is spliced from 4 exons.